AUGCCUUCAGUUGCAUACAUGAACCAGUCAGCGCCUUUCUGGGACUUCAUCGCAAGUCUUGAACAGCAAGGCGCUCAACAAUCUCGCUCUGGCCAGAACCGCGAAGACGGUGCUGAGAAUGAGCAAGGACCCCAGGGUCCUCCGGAUCCAUUUGCCCCUUGGACUUGGGGCCAUGGAUUCUUCGGUGGCGGUAGAGGAAUGCCUCAUCGUGGUGGUCCUCCUCGCGCCCAUCAUGAACACCAGCCUGCAGGCGAAAAGGAUGCAGAGAUGGACGAUGCAAACGACAAUGGGGAGGGCCCAUCUGGUACCUCCGGUUCUGAUAACGAAGCCCGUGGCGAGGACUGUUCAGGCAGACGAGAACGCCAUGGUCGUUGUGGUGGAGGACCACGCGGCCGCUGUGGACCUGGUGGCAGGGGUGGCUUUGGGCCUCGCCACGGUCCUGGACCGCACCAUGGAUUCGGUUCCCACCAUGGCCCUUACCAUGGCGGUCGCCGCGGAGGGUGGGGCCCAUGGGGACACGGGGGUCCACAUGGAGGCGGUCCCUUCGGUUUCGGAGGCAGCCCUUUCGACCCAUCCACCUUUGUCACUCAUCUUUUCAACCAGUUCAACGACUCCAGUCCUUCGAACGAUGACUCUGGAAACAAGGCUAGAUCAUCCGGAAACGAAGACCACACUCCUGAAGCCGACAUUUUCGACACUGAAUCAGCUUAUGUGGUCCACAUCUCCCUUCCUGGAGCUAAGAAGGAAGACAUUGGUGUGAACUGGGACGCCGAGAAGAGCGAGUUGAGCGUUGCUGGUGUUAUAUACCGUCCCGGCAAUGAAGAAUUCUUGAAGACACUUGCUGUUGACGAGAGGAAGGUGGGCGCUUUUGAGAGGAAGAUUCGUCUAGGAACAAGAGUCAACCCCGCAAGCAUUGAUGCUGAUGGCAUCACUGCCAAGUUGGAGGACGGUGUGUUGAGGGUUGAAGUGCCCAAGCUGGACUCGGGCUACGUAGAGAUCCGCAAAGUGGAUAUCGAGUAG
Messenger RNA from Bipolaris victoriae FI3, 1020 nucleotides. RefSeq lists its product as hypothetical. Gene Ontology annotation, biological process: response to heat; response to salt stress; protein complex oligomerization. The record is from RefSeq and is a predicted model, not a curated record. Lineage: Eukaryota; Fungi; Ascomycota; Dothideomycetes; Pleosporales; Pleosporaceae. The transcript has a single exon. The coding region runs from base 1 to 1020 and encodes 339 amino acids.